This is a messenger RNA of Meriones unguiculatus (Mongolian gerbil), 1434 nucleotides long. RefSeq names its product oogenesin-1-like. Lineage: Eukaryota; Metazoa; Chordata; Mammalia; Rodentia; Muridae. Gene Ontology annotation, cellular component: cytoplasm. The transcript is spliced from 3 exons. The record is from RefSeq and is a predicted model, not a curated record. Gene Ontology annotation, biological process: negative regulation of cell differentiation; negative regulation of apoptotic process; negative regulation of DNA-templated transcription. Bases 1 to 1434 code for a protein of 477 amino acids.
AUGGCAGGCCGGGCCCCACCCACACAGCUGCAGCUGGCAAUACAGGCACUGCUGCAUGAAGAGGACUUGGCCAUUUCUUCUUUGGCACAACUGCCCAUGGAGCUUUUCCCAGUAAUGUUUGAGGAUGCCCUCACCCAAAGACGUACAAAGGUCCUGAAAGCCAUGGUGCCUGCCUGGCCCUUCCCGUAUCUUCCUGUAGGAGCCCUGCUAGAGGAACCCGACCUGGAGAUUUUGAAAGCACUGCUCGAUGGGGUGGAUGUGUUGAUCACACAAGGGGUUUGUGGCAGGAGGCCAAAACUCAAAGUGCUCGACUUGAGGAAAGUCUACCAUAGCUUCUGGAGCAAAUGGGCUGGUUCCAAAGAAGGUGAAAGCUUACCACAGGUCAGGGCACAGAAGCAGACAGUGGAGAGCUGUCCUGGUCUUGGUGAGAAGAUACAGUUUAAGGUGGUAACUAAUUUUAUGCUCUCGGAGGCCAGUUUCAGUGAAUAUACCCAAUACUUGUUGCAGUGGGCCCGAGGGAGAAAAGAUUACAUUUGCCUGUGCUGUAGGGAGCUGGGGAGUCAUAAAUUACCCAUACCUACUGUCAUAGAGCUCUUCAAAACAGUGGAUCUCGACUGUGUCCUGGACCUGGAGCUUUGUUUGUGGUGGAUUGAUUGUGUAGUAUACCUUUAUCCUUACCUGGGGCAGAUGAGAAAUCUCCACACUUUCAGGCUAAACAGCUGUAGAGGACUCUUCAGUCUUGAUGUUUCUGCAGAGAAGGAAAAGGAACUGACAAACAUGUUGCUUUAUCAGUUAUCCAAACUCCACAGUCUCCGGCAUCUCCGUUUAUAUGGAGCCUACUUUCUAGAAGACAACCUUGCAGAGUUGUUCAGGCACCUGAGGAACCCCUUGAAUUCCCUGUCAAUUACUUACAGCAAAAUCUCACAGUCAGACUUUAAUUACCUGACCCUUGGCCUGAAUGUUUCUGAGCUCAAACAUCUGUUCCUGAGUGGUGUAGUGCUAACUGAUAUUUGCCCUGAGUUUCUUGGGAUUCUCCUUGAGAGAGUCUCAAGUAUCUUGGAAACCCUGGAUCUGGAGGAGUGUAAAAUGAGGGACUCUCAUUUCAAUGCUAUGUUGCCUGCCCUGAGCCAGUGCUUCCAGCUUGAAAAGAUCCUUCUCGAAGAUAAUGAUAUCUCUCUACUUGUCCUGAAAAACCUUCUACAUCACACAGGCAAGCUGAAAAAACUGAGCUUAGAAUACUACCCCGCCCCUCUGGAAUGCUAUGAGGGCCUCAGAAUACUAACAGAGAAAUUUCUGCAAUUUUGUCCAGAGCUGCUGGGGAUAAUCUGGGCCCAAAGGGAGCCCAAGAAGAUCUACAUUAAUACAAAAACAUGCCUAACCUGUUUCGUUUGCUGUUCAUAUGGCUCGAUAACCACCCUUUGCCUUUGUAAGUAG